AUGGACGUUCACGACGAAAGAAUAAACUCCCUGAUCGGCACUAGACGUGGAUUACCUGCUAGUGAUCCGGAGGCCAAUAGAAAUAUUGGUGCCAGCUCUCAUCAUUAUCCAGGGGAGAGCAACAUGAAGUUUAUGAAAUUACGAUUCAGCACAUGGAACAUUGGUUCCCUUACCGGAAAAUCUUCUGAAUUGGCAAAUUUGAUGCAGAGGCGCCGAAUCGACAUCAUGGGUUUACAAGAGACCAAAUGGAAAGGUCAAAAAUCAAAGUCACUCCCACAUGGCUUUAAGCUCCUGUAUAACGGUUCUAAUAAUAAAAGAAAUGGUGUUGCCAUUAUUGUUUCAUCUUUCAUGGCAACAAAAAUCAUCAAUGUCACCAGAACGAACGACCGAAUCAUGAUGAUAAAGUUAGCGCUUCCAAAACUUGGAAUAUGGAAUAUAAUUAGCGCUUAUGGACCGCAAACAGGUUGUACUGCUGAAGAAAAAGCUGUGUUUUGGCAGUGCCUUGAAGGUUUGAUGGAAAAUAUUCCUUUGAAUGAGAAGAAAAUAAUCUUAUCUGAUCUAAACGGUCAUGUUGGUAAGAAUAAUCUUCUGCAAACUCCUAUCCAUGGUGGCUUUGGAUAUGGUGAAAUUAAUGCACAAGGAAAAGAUAUUUUGAAUUAUGCCACAGCACACAACCUUGCCAUCGUUAAUACCUUCUUUUCGAAACAAAAUAGGCAUUUAAUAACAUACAGCAGUGAUAGGCACAAUACUCAAAUUGAUUAUACAGUGAAAAUUCUAUCAUAG
Culicoides brevitarsis is the source of this 783-nucleotide messenger RNA. RefSeq names its product craniofacial development protein 2-like. Gene Ontology annotation, molecular function: catalytic activity. NCBI's taxonomy places the organism in Eukaryota, Metazoa, Arthropoda, Insecta, Diptera, Ceratopogonidae. Gene Ontology annotation, cellular component: nucleus. The coding region runs from base 1 to 783 and encodes 260 amino acids. The record is from RefSeq and is a predicted model, not a curated record. The transcript has a single exon. Gene Ontology annotation, biological process: chromatin remodeling.